Salvelinus sp. IW2-2015 is the source of this 4835-nucleotide messenger RNA. Its product is annotated as multiple epidermal growth factor-like domains protein 6. NCBI's taxonomy places the organism in Eukaryota, Metazoa, Chordata, Actinopteri, Salmoniformes, Salmonidae. The record is from RefSeq and is a predicted model, not a curated record. Gene Ontology annotation, molecular function: calcium ion binding; scavenger receptor activity.
AUGAGGGAGGGUCUCCCAAGUCAAAGAGAGAAACAUGCAGCAUGUCUGUCAAAAGCUGAGAGAGUUAGAGAGAGAGAGAGAGAGGAAAUGCUGCCUGAAAUAACAAAGAAAGUGACUCACUCUACUUAAACCCAGAGAGUCAACUGGUGCGGUGAUCAUACCUCCUCUGGGAUACUAUCGACAGCUUGGUACAAGCUCUACUAUUCUGUCUACACAUCUUCUAACUUCCGAGCUAAGUUCUCUGUAGAUACUUCUCACACUUUCAGUGCUGUUAGGACCAUGGCAUCCCUAGGAUGGUUCGUGGUGGUUCUAGUGGGCGUUUGGAGCCAGCUAAGCCCAGGUCGGGGAGCUAAUAAUGGGCCUGGCAGAUACCGCUACCAGCGCAGGAACUGCUACACCUGCUUCUAUGGAUACAAUGGCUACAACACGGGACACAUGAAAGGUGCAGAUGUUGACGAGUGUCAAGUCCACAACGGAGGCUGCCAGCACCGAUGCGUCAACACCAGAAGCUCAUUCUACUGCGAAUGCAACCCAGGCACCCGCCUGCACACAGAUGGCCGGACAUGCAUCGCCGUCCACUCCUGUGCUGUCAGAAAUGGAGGCUGUGAGCAGGACUGUGUGCAGCUGUCCCCGGCUCACUACCAGUGUCGCUGCAGACCCAACUAUCAUCUUGCAGAGGACAGCAAACACUGCAAGUUGAGAAACCCCUGUGCAGACGGAAAUGGAGGCUGUGUGCACACCUGUAGAAAUGAAGGAGGAAGAUCUCAGUGUGACUGUCGUCCUGGAUAUACAUUGGCACAGGAUGGCAAAAACUGUGAAGACAUCGAUGAGUGUGAGACAGGCCAAACUGCCUGUGCCCACGGUUGCCAUAACACCCAGAGUUCCUUUACCUGUGUCUGUAACCCAGCAUACAAGUUGGGUGCCGACGGCAGGAAAUGCUAUCGUAUCGAGAUGGAGAUUGUGAGCGGUUGUGAAACUGCCAAUGGAGGCUGUUCCCAAAAGUGCCAACACUCCGCCCUCGGACCUGUCUGCAGCUGUAACCAUGGUUUCCAUCUGGACGAUGACCUCAGGACAUGUGUGGACUUGGAUGAGUGCGAGACGGGAAGCUCGUGCUGCGAGCAGGACUGUACGAACUCUCCCGGGGGUUACGAAUGCUACUGCGGGGCUGGCUACCGUCUCAACUCGGAUGGGUGUGGCUGUGAUGAUGUGGAUGAGUGUCUGGUAGACAACGGAGGCUGUGACCAUACCUGCCAGAACACAGCCGGCUCCUUCCAGUGCUACUGUCGCCUCGGACACCGGCUAAACGAGAACCGUCUCUCCUGUAUUCCCCUGGAGGGGGCAGUAGAGCUAGUGGAGUGGAGCGGCCGCAUCGCGGUGCAGCUCCCUCCACCCCAGAUCACGCUGCUGAAUGACAACUUCCAGCCGCUGGAGCGCUAUGACGACUAUGAGGAGGACGGCCUGGGAGAGCUCCGGGCCCCGAGCACCCUCACCAAGACCUUUGUGUGUCUAAACGAAACGUUUGGCCAUGACUGUAGCCUGACGUGUGACGACUGUUCCAACGGUGGUGUGUGUGACCUGGAGGAGGGACGUUGUGACUGUCCUGAUGGGUGGCGAGGCCUUGUCUGCAACCAGACUUGUCUAGAGGGCACAUUUGGCAGGAACUGCCUCUUCACUUGUAAGUGUAAGAAUGGUGCCACCUGUGACCCUGUGAGCGGGCACUGCCGCUGCCCACCUGGAGUCAGUGGGGAUCUGUGCCAGGAUGGCUGUCCUAGCGGCCUGUAUGGGAAACUUUGCAAUAAGAAGUGUAACUGUGCCAAUAAAGGGCGCUGCCAUCGGACCUACGGAGCCUGCCUGUGUGACCCCGGGCUCUAUGGGCGUUUCUGUCACCUACCGUGUCCGAAGUGGGCAUACGGACCUGGCUGCUCGGAGGAGUGCCAGUGUUUCCAACAGAACACCCUGGAGUGCCACCGCCGCCAUGGCUCCUGUGUCUGCAAACCAGGCUACCAGGGCAAGAACUGCCAGGAGGAAUGUGACAGAGGAUACUAUGGCCUUGCCUGCAAGAGGAAAUGUGAGUGUCCAUCAGGGGUACUCUGUGAUCAUGUGACAGGGGAGUGUCUGCGCCAGUGCCCGCCUGGUUUCCAAGGGGACAACUGUGACCUAGACUGCCUGAAGGGGCGCUACGGGGCUGGAUGUAACCAAUUGUGCCACUGCUCUGGCGCGCCAUGUGACAAGGUGACAGGACAGUGCCACUGUCUUGACGGUGUGACUGGACAACACUGCGAGACUGAGUGUGAGGAGGGUCGAUGGGGUGUGGGCUGCUCAGGCUCCUGUCCUCACUGUCAGAACGGGGGAGUGUGUGACAAACACAAUGGAACGUGCCGCUGCCAACCUGGAUACAUGGGCACCCUUUGUCAGAGUGUCUGCCUGUUGGGUAGAUUUGGCCUGGGUUGCCAUCUACGCUGUCGGUGCGAUAACGGUGGGCGCUGCCARCCGUUGACGGGCCGCUGUGCCUGUCCUGAAGGAUGGACUGGACCCAGCUGCAGUAGAGCGUGUGACGCCGGGCGCUGGGGGGUGGACUGUGCCAACGUGUGUGAGUGCCCGGACAACGAUGGCAGCUGCGACCUCAUCACGGGACAGUGUCGCUGUGAGGCGGGCUACACAGGACCACGCUGCCAACAGAAGUGCCCAGAGGGCUCCUUUGGCGCUGGCUGCAGACGCAGGUGCCAGUGUGCCAAUGAGGCGGCCUGUGAGCAUAUGGGUGGAGCCUGCACCUGCCUCCCUGGUUGGACAGGCACCUACUGUGAAAAACCGUGCCCUGAAGGAUUCCAUGGGCUGGAGUGUCAGCUGCAGUGUCAGUGUUCUAAUGGGGGGAGAUGUGAUCACCUGACAGGGGCCUGCCACUGUCCAGACGGCUGGGUCGGAUCACAAUGCAACACCACAUGCCAGGCGGGGUGGUUUGGAAGUGGGUGUCAACACACCUGUGAGUGCUGUAAUAAUGCCAGCUGUGACCCUGUGAGCGGGCAGUGCCAGUGUAUGCCAGGCUGGACRGGCGCCAGCUGUGAGAAAGAAUGUCUAGAAGGCUUCUAUGGGUCAGACUGCCUGCAUCACUGCCUGUGUCAGAAUAGUGGUGUGUGUGAUCGUUUCUCUGGGGGAUGCUCGUGCCCCAACGGGUGGACCGGGGUGGCCUGCGAACUGGAGUGUGCCCAUGGCUGGUUUGGGGCGGACUGUGCUCAGCCCUGUGCGUGUCUGAACAGUGGUGUGUGUGACCGUCGCAGUGGAGAGUGCAGCUGUGGCCCAGGCUGGGUAGGACAGCACUGUCAGACAGCAUGUGAGGCUGGCCUGUUUGGCCCAGGGUGUGAGGAGCAGUGUCGAUGUAAACAUGGGCCCGUGUGUGACCACGUCAACGGAGUGUGUGUGUGUCCUCCUGGCUGGAGGGGACCUCUAUGUGACAGAGCCUGURUACCUGGCUCCUAUGGGAAGGACUGUGUGCUACGUUGUAACUGUCCCCACGGCACUUCCUGCAACCACGUUUCCGGCGAGUGUGGCUGUCCCCCUGGAUUCACUGGCAACGGCUGUGAGCAGAUAUGCCAGCCUGGCACAUAUGGGCUGAACUGUAACCAGGUGUGCCAGUGCCCUGGCACCAACCAGCUAUGCCACCCGGACACCGGCCUCUGCUACUGCACCCCUGGUUACCAUGGUUACAACUGUGAUCAAGAGUGUGACAUAGGACGGUACGGCCCAAACUGCGAGCGGCUGUGCCAGUGUAGGAAUGCUGGUGUGUGCCAGACCAUCACAGGCACCUGCCAGUGCCUGUCUGGUUACAUCGGAGCAGACUGCAACAUCACUUGCCCAUCAGGGCGUUAUGGGCAGGACUGUGCCAGGGUGGCGUUGUGUGGGGAGGGGGCACGGAGUGACCCAGAGACGGGCAGGUGUGUGUGCAAGGUCGGCCAGCGGGGAGAAGACUGUGGACAGGGUUGUGCCCAGGGUUGGUAUGGGGUGGACUGUGGCCAGCGCUGUAACUGCCGUAACAGUGGUGUGUGUGACCCAGUCUCUGGAGGCUGCACCUGCGGACUAGGCUGGACCGGACCCAGCUGUGACAGAGAGUGCCCCCUAGGGAGUUACGGGGCCAACUGCAAACUGCGGUGUGAUUGCAAUAACAAUGGGACGUGCAAUAGAGUGACGGGAGAGUGCCGGUGUGACCCGGGAUACUACGGUCACCUGUGUGAACACGCCUGCCCUGCUGGUUUCCAUGGCCACCGCUGUCAGUUCCAGUGUAAGUGUCGAGGCCACUCCCCCUGUGACCCCAGCACAGGGCACUGUCUUUGCCCUCCUGGUUACCAUGGAUACCGCUGUGAGAAAGAGUGUGAGCAGCGUCGUUUCGGGGUGGGCUGCAUCCAGUCAUGUGACUGCGAAGGGGACACCCCAUGUGACKCCAUGACCGGCCGUUGUCUGUGCCCCCCAGGGAAGAUGGGCACGCAUUGCGACACAGAUUGUCCAGUGAACCGCUACGGCCCGGACUGUUCUGAGAGCUGUGAGUGCAGGAACGGGGCGCGGUGUGACCCACGGAACGGCCGUUGCACCUGUCUACAUGGCUGGAUAGGACCCACCUGUCAGGAUGGUACGUGUAUUGAUAAGGAAGAAGGGACAGAGCAUGGACCAAAAGAAUGAGGAAGUAGAAUACUAGAAUGGACAUGAACCUUUCUAUGAUGGGAUAAAGGUCAGKCAUWUUGGCCAUGUAGUUAGUCAACCAUGGUUUGACAGUGCUGUGAUAAGACAGAGUAAAAUAAUGAAWUUGAAUAAUUGAUCUGCUAUGUGCAAGUUAUGUUCUMGUMUGC